AUGUCCACUCAAGCAUUGACCUACGCUGCGCCCUCGGAAGAGGCCCUCAACUCUGCUUUCCACCAAAGAUACACUGGGAUAUGUGGCGUCAACAUCGAGCACCUCCUCGACGCCGCCCGUGCUGUCCCACUGACCUCCGCGUUCUCGCUCAUGGAGCCGACUCGAGACCCCCUUCGGCUCAAGUCUCAGAUCGCGACAAUAGCAUUCAUGAAUGUAUACAGGCCGGACGUCCCCAUUCCGCGACUCUUCUCUGCGCAGCUCAGCAGCGCCAACCCGGCUGGCGUACCUUACACGCUCAUCAAAUUCUGCGAAGGCACGCCGAUUGCCCAUCAUGAAUGGCGCAACAUGUCGAAUGCGAACAAAAGCGUUGUAGUGGAUCUCUUGGCUGAACAAUGGGCCAAAAUAACUGCGCCGGCCCCUUUUAGUGCGAUAGGAAGCAUCGUGACCGAUAUCAGUGCGAACACUUCGCAUCCGCUGUGGCACAGACACGACGUAUCGCAAUGCUCGAGCCGUCGAUCGAGGUUCAACGUUCAGCGCGGGCCCACUACCCUAGCCGAGCACUGGCACUACCACCUUGACGCCACACGUCGCGAUAUGAUGGAGAUGUUUCCACAGCUGGACGACGAUGCCAGGCGUACGCUUAUACGGUGCGCUGAUAUUCUGCGGGACCUCGUCAAUCUCGCCGUCUCUCUUGACCCAUUGACCAACCCCGCCGCGCGCUCCGCUGCGCCUAACCUUGCGUUGAUACACGCCGACUUCGCUUGCUGGCGUAAUGUGCUUUUUUCGGCGGAUCGCAUGCGCCUCGAAGGCAUAAUCGACUGGGAUGACUCCGUAGUCGUUCCCCGAGAUCUCGCGGCUCGGUAUCCCGAGGAGCUAACCCACGUCAGAAGCUGGCGUCCUGACCCAGACGACGUGUUCGCUAUACCACCUGAGGUCUUGUCUGAGGAUAUGUCUUCGUGGCGGAUAGCAAUUGAGGAUAUGCAGCUGCGGAAGAGAUUCAGGGACACCGUGCAACGAUUUGAUCCACAGUUGGCGGCGCUCUACACGGACCGCAGGGCGAAGUUCAGGCGGCGGGUGGACCAUUUGGCGAUGCGAGGAUGGCAAAGCUGGUAUUCCUAUAGUGAUUGGAUAUGA
Fomitopsis serialis is the source of this 1134-nucleotide messenger RNA. RefSeq lists its product as uncharacterized. The transcript has 4 exons. The coding region runs from base 1 to 1134 and encodes 377 amino acids. The record is from RefSeq and is a predicted model, not a curated record. Lineage: Eukaryota; Fungi; Basidiomycota; Agaricomycetes; Polyporales; Fomitopsidaceae.